Molecule: messenger RNA, 954 nt
Organism: Lecanosticta acicola
Lineage: Eukaryota; Fungi; Ascomycota; Dothideomycetes; Mycosphaerellales; Mycosphaerellaceae
Source: the annotation of a GenBank genome assembly
AUGGACAGCCGCGAACCAGACGCGAACGACAUGACAGCGACCGAUAUUCUCCCAUCCACAGACUCCACGGCCAUCAGUGAAGCUUGCGGUGCUGUCAUGUACACAGCCGAGCUACUGGAGGCGAUACUCGACUUUCUUCCACCGAAGAAGGUUCUGCUCUCCAAGCGUGUCUGCCGCCAAUUCCGAGACCUUGUGGAUUCUUCAGUCACGCUGCAAAAGAAAUUGUGGUAUCGUGUCAGCUCUCGGACAGAAGAUCAGGAUGUAUGGGUUGUCAACGGCGGACCAUUGCUUCAAGACGGCCAUCUGGAACGACUUACCGGAAGAGAUUCUGAUCCGAAGCUUUCCCUGGAGCGCAAUGUUGUUCUCGCUACAUUCAAUCCCAUGCUGCUGAGACGAUACUAUUACGAAGAAAACGAGCGUCUGAGUGACGUGGCGAGGCGGACGAUAGAACCAAUGCCUUGGCAAUUUCCCGAACUCCUCCUGCGUGGCCUGCGUGAUGGACCAAAGCAGACGUGGGAGAACAUGCUUCUCAUCGAGACACCAGUGCUGAGCGCGGCUGUCGACGCAAGAUGGUCCAUCUCCUUCCAUAUCACAAUCGAGACUGAUGGGAGGAAAGUCGAGUUUCCAAUGUAUGCAUAUGGCGAUCGUUCAGAAACGGGGAUGACCGUUCGCGCAUUGCUCAAUGCCAUACGGAACUCACCAGCGAGGCAGCACUUUGAACCCUGGAUUUGCCGGAAUAUUGAGGGCCAAUCUAAAUGGGAUUCGCUCUUCGAGCCCGAGAAACUCGAGAAAGAAACGUUGCGCGACUUCAUCGAAGAUCUUGAGACAAAUCUCGGUGGAACCAUGGAGAUCGACACAUCAGAGGGCAGGGACGUCCACAUGAGAUUCUGGGGUGUCAUUUUCACGACCGAGGAGAAGUUGGAGCUGGAGAGGAAGGACAACGCAUCUCGAUAA